Messenger RNA from Brassica oleracea var. oleracea, 1185 nucleotides. RefSeq lists its product as uncharacterized. NCBI's taxonomy places the organism in Eukaryota, Viridiplantae, Streptophyta, Magnoliopsida, Brassicales, Brassicaceae. The coding region runs from base 18 to 1043 and encodes 341 amino acids. The record is from RefSeq and is a predicted model, not a curated record. The transcript has 3 exons.
CACCAUAAGAUUCAAGGAUGGAGAUCUCAAGAACCUCAUUGGCAGUGAUAAUUAUCUCGGUAGCUUCUUGUUUAUUACAGGUCAAGGCUUGGCAUGGUCAGACUUAUUGUGGUGGCAACGCACAUCCUCGAUGCCAGCUCCAGUACAUCGACUGUCCUGAUGAGUGCCCGACCGACUUUGAUUCUUACUCUCAGAAGAAACUUUGCUGGGUUGACUGUUUUAAUCCUCUUUGCAUGGCCGUGUGUCGCGGGGUAAAGCCCAACUGCGAAUCCUAUGGAGCGGUUUGUCUAGACCCGAGGUUUAUAGGUGGUGAUGGUAUUGUGUUCUACUUCCAUGGAAAGAGCAAUGAACACUUCAGCCUCGUAUCUGACCAUGAUGUUCAGAUCAAUGCUAGGUUCACUGGACAUAGACCCGUUGGUCGCAGCAGAGAUUUCACAUGGAUCCAAGCUCUCGGCUUCCUCUUCAACACCCACAAGUUCUCACUUGAGACCACCAAAGUCGCCACUUGGGACAGCGAAGUCGACCAUCUCAUGUUCACUAUUGAUGGACAAGAUUUGGUUAUCCCUGAAAAACCUUUAUUCACUUGGUACUCAUCCGACAAAGAGAUCAAGAUUGAGAGACUUACCCAAAAGAACAGUGUGAUUGUCACGAUCAAAGACAAAACUGAGAUCAUGGUCAAAGUGGUUCCAGUGACCAAAGAAGACGAUAGAAUCCACAACUACAAACUACCUAAAGAUGACUGUUUUGCCCAUUUUGAAGUCCAGUUCAAGUUCAUAAAUCUGUCCCCGAAAGUUGAUGGAAUCUUGGGACGCACCUACAGACCCGAUUUCAAGAAUCCGGCUAAGCCAGGAGUCGCAAUGCCAGUGGUGGGAGGUGAGGAUAGCUUCAGGACAUCUUCUCUGCUCUCUCAUGAUUGCAAGACUUGUUUAUUUUCUGAAGAAAUGGCUGUUGAUAGUGGCUCUGUCAAGGUGAAAAGCGACUACACAUUGUUAGAUUGCACCCGCGGGGCGUCUUCGGGUUAUGGAAUCGUCUGCCGGAAGUAGUUAACGUCCAAACUUAAUUUGCAAAGACAAUGAAAAAGAUCAUAGUAAAAAAGAAGUACUAUAAGUUGCUUUAUUUUGUGUAAUACUAUAUUAUGUGAUAAUUUUGUUCCUUCGUCAAAAUAAGAAGAGUACUAAGCUAACU